Sinocyclocheilus grahami is the source of this 3269-nucleotide messenger RNA. RefSeq names its product tax1-binding protein 1 homolog A-like. The record is from RefSeq and is a predicted model, not a curated record. The transcript has 13 exons. Lineage: Eukaryota; Metazoa; Chordata; Actinopteri; Cypriniformes; Cyprinidae. Bases 1 to 1947 code for a protein of 648 amino acids.
AUGUUUGGCUGCACAUUGUGCACAACAAGCACAUUCAACUCUGAAAGAGCCCUGAAAACAGCAGGAUAUGAUUCAGUUGGUUUGCUGGUCUAUCAGCUCCCCCUAGUGUUUCUUCUGGAGACCCUGCUGAAGUCUGAGCUGCAGAAAGGCCUGCGUGAGGAGAAGGAGGAGGCUCAAGCCAGAGUGAGACAACUUGAACAGGACCUGCUAGAAAUCACGCAAAAAUCUGUUCUUAAAGAAACCGAACUGGACUGUUUAAAAGACAAGCUGCAGAAGGUGAUUUCUGAGCUGGACAGUCUACAAAUUCAACUGAAGAAUGAGAGAGACGAGAGGGAGCUUUACAAAUCCCACGUGCGCAGUGCCGAGCUGGAAAACACUAAACUCAGUGCAGAGCUGCAGAUGCUGAAGGCAGUGGAGCUGAACAGGGAGGUCACCAUCGCACAGUACCAGGAUGAACUACACAGACUACGCACAGAGAGAGACACACAUCCCACUGAUGCCGGCCUGAAAGAGCAUUUGCGUCAAGCUGAGGAGCAGCUCCAGGCCACGCGGCAGCAGGCAGCCAUGUUGGGUUCUGAGUUACGUGAUGCCUCCGGCGGGCGAGAUCGCACCAUGGCUGAGCUGUACCGUGCCCGUCAGGAGGCUGAAAGCCUACGAGCCCAUUUAGCUGAAGCCCAGGAAGAAUGCAGACAUGCUCAGAAUCAGCUUGACAGGAUGAGAAGCCAGGCAUCACAGGAAGUGGGCAGGGCUGGAGGUGGAGUGGGUGUGGUUUCAGAGCUGGAGGCGGAGCUACAAAAGGAGGUUGAGGAACUAAAGCUGCGUCUGAAUAUGGCUGCAGAGCACUACAAAGAGAAAUACAGAGAGUGCCAACGUUUGCAAAGACAAGUCACCAAACUGACCCAGCAACAGGGGGACUGUAAUAGGAAUGAUGCCUCUACAGAGACCACAAAGGAGUUACACACACCAGAUGCAGAGACGCCUCCCACAGAUCAAUUUCUUGCUGAGAUCAAACCUGCGACACAAAGAGAUACCGGGAGACUGGGAGUUGAAGGUAGACCUGGACAGGAUGGGAUGGAAGAGAAAAAAGAGGAAGAGGAGGAGGAGGAGGAGGAAGAGUGCAGCGUGUCAGUCGAAGCUGAGCUUGCCUGCAUGGAGGAGAAAUGGAGAGAGCAGUGCACCAUCAAUGAAAAUCUGAAACUCCUGCUAGCCAGUGAGGAGCAGCAGUUUAAAACUCAGGUGGCAGAGAAGGACAGAGAGGUGUCAGCGCUGAGGGAGAGUCUUGUGGUGGUGACCAGGGAAAAAGAGAGACUGGAAAAGGAGUUGCGGCAGUGUAUGAACAGAGUGGAGGCAGCAGGGAGUCGGAGGUCAAAGGUCAGAGAGCCAAUGAUGCUGCGUUACCCACUGCCGUAUCCACAAGACCAACCUCCACUUCCACUGGUACCCCAACAACCUGCUGAACUGCAGUAUGGAAACCCCUAUUCAGAGCAAGAGACCCGGGAUGGAGCAGAUGGGGCAUUAUCCCCAGAACAGACCUGCCGGCCCCCUCCUUUGGCUCCACCGCCGUGGGGUGGUCCUGUGGUCUGCAGUCAGCCAUCACGCAGUCUCAGCCCCCCUGAUGGCCUGGAGAAUCCUGCUGAAGAGAGGCCUAAUGGAGGUGAUGGUGAGGCCCCUGCAGUCUGCGAUCAUCAGAGUCUGGAAUCUAAUGAGAGCCAUACCAGCUUCUGCUUUGACACCAGACCUGAUGUUCAUAAGCGGUGUCCCCUGUGUGAGGUGAUCUUCCCGCCGCACUUUGAGCAAAGCAGUUUUGAACGCCACGUGGAGUCUCACUGGAGGGUAUGUCCUGUCUGCAGCGAGCAGUUUCCUCUGGACUGCCAGCAGCAUCUCUACGAAAAGCAUGUGCACACACACUUUGAAGAAAAUGUUCUGAACUUUGACAACUUUGAUUAGAAAGGAAAAUAUUUAUUUGAUUCUGGUUCAAUAUAAAACGCCUCAGGUGAUUCAGGGGCUUCAGUGUCUUUUUUUUUUUUUUUAAACACGCUGAUGUUGUCACUUUGUCGUAACCGCUGCACAACUCGUGCCAGGAGGACUUGCUAUCGGAAUAUUUGAUUUGCACAUAGACGAGCAUUAAUUCAGAUAUUUAAGCUUCUAAGGGACAUAAUACUAUAAUAAUGGUCUUCAGGUGUAAUAGAUAUAUAAAAAAAUUUAAUAAAAAGCACUUUUUAGUUUAAAAUGUUGUGCACUACUGUAAAACUGAUUGCGCUUUAAAAUGAGAGCAGAUAGCUCUAGGUUGUUGUUUAUGAAAAUGUAGACUUCAUUUUAAAGGACUAAUGAUGCAAUGAUUUAUGUUUAUUUAGCCAAAAGGAGAUGGCCAAAAUUAAUAAAGCCAAAUCACUAAAAUUACUCUAAAAUCGUUACCUUGGAGACAUUGAAUGCUUUAUGUGUGAAAAACAGUAACUAAAAGACUAAUUUAAAGGGAUAGUUCACCUAAAAAUGGAAGUUCUGUCACCAUUUAAUCACCCCCAUUUUGUUCUAAAACCAUAUAACAUUCUUCUGUGAAACUAAUUGCUGGUUGUGCUUCAAAUGCAAUUACGAUAAAUGUGGACUGGAGCUUUUAAGUUUCAGAAAAGAUGUAAAAGCUCCAUAAAAAAAUAUCAUAAUAUCUUUUUAAGUUGAGCCAAUUAACUGAAUUAUGGAAGCCUGCUUCUGCCACAGUUUUGAACUCCCAAUUCUGAGAAGAAAAAGAAUUGUGAGAAAAGAAGUUACAAUUAAAUUUUUUUUUUAUCCCGUGGUGGAAACAAGCUUCCAUACGGAAUCAGUUUAAUUUGUGAAUGAAUUGUUUAGUGGCUCAACCAAUUCAUUUAGGAAGCGUGAAAGCUCCAGUCUCCAUUUAUUCUACUAGUAGCUCCUUUAAAUAAUCCAAUUAUUUAAAACAAAUGUUAUUCUGUGUGAUGACAAAACAUUUGUUUUUAAGUGAACUAUUUCUUGAAGCUCAGCAAAAAUGACCAAGUAACUCAAUCCAGAGCCAGUGUGCUAAAUCAAUGGCUGUGCAACUUUUCAGUGCAUCAUUGGUUCAAACAUCUUGCAUCGAACAACUUAAAACAUUUAGUUUCAGCAUUAUAUCCAUCACACAUUCCUGCUUGAAAUCCAUUUAUACAACACAGCUGAUGCUUCCCACUGUAAGUGUGCCAGGAAGUUUAACUUAGGGUUGAUCUGUGGUUGUGUGUAUCAAGUGUAUGUUUAUUAAUAAAGAAUGCUACAGCUCAAGUUCA